AUAAACAAAUGUUCUUACUUGUGCCUGUUUGUAUGAUUGUUGUAGCUAAGGCUAUGGUUGGUCCCCGAACAUGGUUUGGCGGCAUUCUUCAUCGCACAGGUCUUAGGCGUCAUGGAAGUGAGAAGUUUUUAGACUAUAAUUUAAGUGUCAUUCAGGAGCAAAGACUACAAAGGUUGCGAGAAAGAUGUCAUGUUCCAUUUGAUUUAACACGCCCUGAUCAUCAAGAUUCUCUAACAGCAUUGUGGUAUGCUGCGUUUCCAAAGGUUCAUCUCAGUGGGUUGGUCUCGGAGCAGUGGAAAGAUAUGGGCUGGCAAGGCCCAAAUCCAUCAACUGACUUUCGGGGUUGUGGCUUCAUAGCACUAGAGAACUUGCUAUUUUUCUCCCGCACAUACCCAGCCUCAUUCCAGAGUCUACUAUUCAAGCAAGAUGGCAAUAGAGCAACAUGGGAAUACCCCUUUGCUGUGGCUGGGAUCAAUCUAACAUAUAUGUUGAUUCAGAUGUUAGAUAUAUUCUCAGAAAAACCAAGAUGCAUCUCAGGAAAGAAUUUUGUCAAAAUGAUUGGAGAAGAUGAAGAGGCCUUUGACAUGCUCUUUUGUGUAGCUUUUGAAAUGAUGGACGCUCAAUGGCUUGCUAGGAAUGCUUCUUACAUGCAAUUCAAUGAUGUUUUACAAGCAACACGUACGCAAUUAGAGAGAGAAUUGUCUUUGGAGGAUGUGCUGAGAGUACGCGAUCUGCCAGCUUACAACCUAUUGUACAAAUAGUCUCCUUUAUUUCAGAACUCAGAUUGCAUUGAGCUGGGCAUUAGAGGAUUCGCAAGGUGAAGGAGAGUGUUGAACCAUUAUUUUUACUUUUGUGUGUCUUCCUGGUAUGUGAUAGGUAUCAAGGUCUGUAUUUCUUUGUUGGUAAAAAGUGAUGCCAAUUAAUUGUUUAAUAUAUUGUAUGAUCACAGUAAGCCUAUAUUAGUUUUGAAAGUUUGUGAAAUAUAAUGAAGCCAAACUUAUUUGUAGGCUCC
Molecule: messenger RNA, 1012 nt
Organism: Beta vulgaris subsp. vulgaris (sugar beet)
Lineage: Eukaryota; Viridiplantae; Streptophyta; Magnoliopsida; Caryophyllales; Amaranthaceae
Exons: 8
Coding region: 9-761 (250 amino acids)
Source: RefSeq, a predicted model, not a curated record